This is a messenger RNA of Hibiscus syriacus, 360 nucleotides long. Its product is annotated as nodulin-related protein 1-like. The coding region runs from base 1 to 360 and encodes 119 amino acids. NCBI's taxonomy places the organism in Eukaryota, Viridiplantae, Streptophyta, Magnoliopsida, Malvales, Malvaceae. Gene Ontology annotation, biological process: response to heat; regulation of abscisic acid biosynthetic process. The transcript has a single exon. The record is from RefSeq and is a predicted model, not a curated record.
AUGGAGAAAGACCACAAACCAAGCAACUCCGACCUCUUCUCUAGGGUUAAGACGGUGGCCGACGCAGCGAAAUCCACGCUCAACAACGAAACCGACAAGUUCGACAAGGGCAAGGUUUCCGGUGCCGCUGCUGAUCUCUUGGCAGCACAAGACUACGGUAAGCUGGAUAAGAACACUGGUGUCGGCCAAUACGUGGACAAGGCAGAGAAUUACCAGCACCAAUACCAGACUUCCAAUCAAUCGGCUCCGGGCGCCAAGCCGGAGUCGCAUGACAGCGAAAAGGGAAAAGAGUCCGGUGGAAGCGCUGCAUGUGAUGUUGGAGGUGUGGAUUGGCUCAAGGUUUCUGUUGGAUGUCCCUGA